AUGCGCGAGCUCCGAGAUUACAGGCCUUUUCUCUUGGUGGCAAAUCCUUUUCUUGGGAUCAGUUUUGCCGACUUUCUGGGAGCGAGGAGGAGCAUACCUCAAGGUACUUCCAUCACCGUUGCUUUCAACACUUCUGACUCGCUCCAACUCAUCCCAGGGCAGAAGCCCGACUAUCAAUUGGACUUCGACUUCGAUACCGCCAGUGGCUACUCUUUGCUGCUCUACGAUGCUGUUUCCGGAGAGUUCACGGACACCUGGAUCUGGACUUUCCAAGGCUUUGCAUCUCGUCGGCCCGGGCCUGCGCCGCUUCCUGCCCUUGCCGUCUACUUUGGGAGUGUAGAUGGAGUUGAACAGUACUUCGUCUCCAGCAAUCUGGCCUCCGUUCCCUGGGGCACUUACUGUGUGACUCCAGCAACUCCCGCUUGUCCUCCGGCACCAAGCGGCGAGCUGCCGAAGAUCUUCAAAAAUACCGGCAAGAUCGUGCCAGGUCUCGUCUUCUCCCUGAUGGUCCUUGGCCCGGACUCAGCUGCGCUGGAGCUUACGGCCCUCCGGGAUCUUCGGAAUCCAAACCAGAACUUCACGUUGAGCGUUCUCAACAGCAGUCUGUUCGUAACAGCCUUGGCCAACCUUCCAGCACUCGACAUGUCUGCAGGCGAGAGGAUUUGGAUCAUAUUUACGGAGAACCCGGAUCCGUUUGGACUUUUCCCUAGACCCCCUUUUCCACUUGCUCUUGGUGCGCCAUUUGGAUUCCAGAACCAGAAAGGCGAGAUCCUGACAUUGGUCUCCGCAGACGAGGUCGAAGACAAGCUUUGGGACAGGUGGGGCAUCCCCCGUUCACAGCGACGUGAAGGUGAAGAGUGGGUAUUUGGGGAGGGCUACGCUGCCCGCAAGCCUGGGUUGGCGUCAAAUUCAUGGGAAGGCCUUACCCAGUGGAGCAUCACCCAGAAUGUGUAUGAUCCCGCACGUGUGCCCUGGGGCACGUACUGCGUAGGCUGA
Molecule: messenger RNA, 996 nt
Organism: Symbiodinium necroappetens
Lineage: Eukaryota; Dinophyceae; Suessiales; Symbiodiniaceae
Source: the annotation of a GenBank genome assembly